CACGCCACACUCCAGUCUCCGCUCCACUGUCUCCACACUCCAGCUUCUUCGAUUCGACAUGGAGCCCAAACCCUCGCCGCCGCCCGCGGCCAAACCGCGCCGCCGGGGGGCAGCGACCAAGCGCAAGGAGAGGGCCGCAUCCGCGGCGCUCUCCACGUCCCCGCCGCCAAAGCGCCAGGCCAAGGAGCGCGCCCCCGUCGACCCGCCACCCCUCCCGCCGCCGCCGCCGCCGCCUGCACCGCGCAACCGCCCGCCCGCCCGCAAGUCGCGGCGGAAGCCCGCACGGAAGAAAGCGUCGCGCCGCUCCGUGAAUCCUCCUCGCGAGCAGGAGGAGAAGGAGGAGGAGGUGCCGCCCCCUCCCCCGCCGCCACGGCCGUCGUUGGAGCAGGAGAUCGAGGCCGUCCUUUCCCGCGGCGCCGGCGUCCACGUCGUCCCCACCUUCGCCGGAUGGUUUUCAUGGAAGGGAAUUCACCCAAUUGAGAAGCAAAUGUUGGCUACAUUUUUUGAUGGGAAAUCAGAGAUGAGGACACCCAAGAUAUACUUGGGAAUUAGAAAUUUAAUCAUGAGCAAGUUUCACUUUAACCCUGAAGUGCAUUUGGAGGCCAAAGAUUUGUCUGAGUUGUCAAUUGGGAAGAUGGAUGCUCGUCUUGAAAUUUUGGAGUUCUUGUCUCACUGGGGCUUGGUUAAUUUCCACCCUUUUCCACCAGUUACGCAGAAAUGCGAGCUAGUUGAGAGCAAAACUGGUGCUGAUACAGCGGAGGAAAUUUCUCUGGUUGAGAAGCUAUUUCAGUUUAAAACUGUUCAUUCGUAUCUGGUACCUGUUCCGAAGAAAGCUGAUGUCAUAUCUCCAGUUCAGUUCACUAGUUUGCUUGCUGAGCCUACCCUAGCUGAAGAUGCGAUAACCACAGCUGAGUCUUCCGUUGAGUAUCAUUGCAACUCCUGCUCAGUUGAUUGUUCUAGAAAGCGCUAUCAUUGUAGGACUCAGGUAGACUUUGAUCUGUGUUCUGAUUGCUACAAUGUAGGAAAGUUUGAUGAAGGCAUGUCAAAUGCUGAUUUCAUCCUUAUGGAAUAUGCAGAGGUUCCAGGCUCAGGUGGUUCUAACUGGACUGACCAGGAGACGUUGCUUCUUUUGGAAGCGUUAGAAAUUUUUAAAGGAAAAGAAUGGGAUGAGAUUGCUGAGCAUGUUGCUACAAAAACAAAAGAACAGUGCAUGCUAUACUUCCUCCAAAUGCCAAUUUUCGAUUACUUUCUAGAUGGUAAAGAAUUCAGUGAAACACCUCAGAAGAUUACACAGGAUUUGGCAGAAACUGGCACUUUUGAUGUACCUGAGGAAAUGGAUGUAGAUGACAAUGCAGAAGGAAAAGAGAGCACUGAUGAAAAAACUUUCAAGAAAGCAGAUGCUAAUUCUUCAGAAACAGGAACAAAAUUAGCUGACCAAAGCGUUUCUGCUAAAGAGGAUACCAUGAAUCCAGGUGAUAAUGUUCUAGUCGCGUCUUCCAUUGUUGAUGAAUCAAACAAAUCUUCAUUGAUGGAUCCUGCAAAUAAGAAAAAUUUAGCUGAUGUUGAUGUUUCUGGGGAACAUGCAUCCAACUUUGUUAUUGAUGUCCUGAGAUCUACUUUUGAAGUAAUUGGUCACUUUUUGGAUAAAGAAGACUUGGGUUCAUUUGCUGAAGCAGGAAACCCUGUGAUGGCACUAGCUGCAUUUUUUGCUUCUGUUGUGGAACGUGAGGAUGCUGUUACUUCAUGUUGUAAUUCACUGAGAGCUAUAUCUGAAAUAUCUCCUGCUCUCCAACUGGCAACUGGGCACUGUUUUAUACUUCCGGAUCCACCGAGUAACCUCGAAGAUCCUACUUCCAAUUUCAGCCCUUGCACAGGUGGUGAGUGCCAAGGAGGCGUUGGUGGUACUCAAAAUGUGAAUGCUACUGAUAAAGAUAGCAGUGAAAGGGAAGAAAGUGCUUUAGCUCUGGAAAAAGAGAAAGCUACAUUCACCUCACAGAAAGAGCACAUGGAAUUAUCUAACACAAAGGAAUCGUUUGUUGAAGGUCCCCAAGCGGAAGUCAUAUCCAACAGCACAAAGGAUUCUGAUAAUCGAACUGCUAUAAUGGAGAGUAGUGUUGCAUCUGAUAAGAUGAGAUAUGGUUGUAAUACUAUUCCAUGUUCUGCUACUUCAACUAAUACAAAUGAACCUAGUUCCAUAGCUUCCCAAGAAGCCAGUGCAGCAAGUACAAAGGGGACAACCAACCCUGAACGAGUAGAAGGGGACAAACCAAGUUCUAUGGAAUUACCAGAUGAUGGCUCACCUUCACAUGGAAAGGUAGAUCCAGAAGAGAUUGAACUUGCACCUGUGGCCUCAUCUAGCAUGCAACAACACGAGUCCAACCAAACUGGAAAUGGCAACACAAAAGAACCUAACAGCAACGAAAACAUCAUUGCUGCUGCUGCUGCUGAUCCCGUAAUAAGGCUACAGAGAGCGGCAGGUACCGCCGUUUCAGCAGCUGCAGUGAAGGCUAAGUUCCUCGCGGAGCAGGAGGAAGUUCAUAUUCGGCAACUAGCUGCACUUGUGAUCGAAAAGCAGUUUCAGAAGAUGGAAGCUAAGAUGUCAUUUCUCUCUGAAGUUGACAAUCUGGUCUUACGAUCGAGAGAAUUGACGGAGAAAAUGCGGAAGAAGCUUAUGCUGGAGCGGAGCGCGAUAAUCACCUCUCGAAUGGCUGCCGCGGCAUCCAGAACAAACCAGCAUGGGGCUCCUGGGACUAGACUGCCACUGCCAGUAGCCCUGGUUCAGCAGCUGAGGCGCCCUUGAAGCCUAGACGCUGUGGCAGAUCCACUGAUCCAAGUAUAUAAAUGAUGUAGGUCUGGCCUUUGUAGUCGUGCUAAUCCUCCGCCUAGUAAAAAUCCAGUGUUACUGCGCCUAGGGCCUAGGGUAACUUUCAGGGUCAAGCUAGGGUACUCAGCUUGCUGCCAUGCUAUGUCUUAACUGAAUUUAUGUAGGAAUGUAAUCUCACCCGUAAUGUGUAUCAGUAUCACACUGGUUUAGGAUGUAGGCUUUGAUGCUCGUGUGGACUGCACCCUCUUCUUUUC
Setaria italica (foxtail millet) is the source of this 3078-nucleotide messenger RNA. Its product is annotated as SWI/SNF complex subunit SWI3D. The coding region runs from base 59 to 2800 and encodes 913 amino acids. Gene Ontology annotation, molecular function: protein binding; zinc ion binding. The record is from RefSeq and is a predicted model, not a curated record. Lineage: Eukaryota; Viridiplantae; Streptophyta; Magnoliopsida; Poales; Poaceae. The transcript has 7 exons.